Chelonoidis abingdonii (Abingdon island giant tortoise) is the source of this 497-nucleotide messenger RNA. The record is from RefSeq and is a predicted model, not a curated record. Lineage: Eukaryota; Metazoa; Chordata; Testudines; Testudinidae.
ACAGACUAACCCAGCUACCAUUCUGAAACCUGACAACAUUUUAAAGAAGUGUAUACCCUGAAGUUUGGCCUGUUCUGUACAAGAGAAAUUCUUCCUUGAAUAUAUCUCUUGGAUUUAAUCUACAUCGAUUCUGCAUAUCCUGCAUCUGGCAGCAUCAUGGAAAAUGAACAAAGAUCCAAUCAAAUGAACAAUAUCCUCCGAAUAAUAGCUGAUUUGCAAGUCUCCUGUAGCUAUGAUCAUCUCAUAACUUUACCCCAUGUGCAAAAGUACUUAAAGUCUGUCCGCUACAUUGAGGAACUUCAAAAGUUUGUGGAAGAUGACAACUAUAAAUUAUCCUUAAGAAUUGAGCCAGGAAGCAGCUCUCCUCGACUAGUCUCCUCCAAGGAAGAUCUUGCAGCCUUGUCACCACAUCAGUUCCUGCCAGGGACCACCAUGCCCGGUGGUAUUACUCUGUGCUUCUUUGUCAGACUUCUUUCCAUGGAGCAGUCCUCUAAGAG